AUGCCGGCGAAAUUGUCUGUCGCGGACACACGCUUUAUCUGCGUGCAAUGCCGGAAAACCCUGAGCUCGACCACUCGACGGAGACGAUUCGCAUCAACCAAACCCAAUGCAUCAUCACCAACAACUCCUGAGAUUUUCGACAUCGUGACAGUCGGCGGCGGACCAGCUGGUCUAGCCCUCCUCGCAGCAUUAAAGUCAUCGCCUAUAACAUCGCAUCUGAAAACGGCAUUGAUCGAGACCCAAGAUCUCUCAAGGCUCCGCCAAUGGCAGUCCCCAGAGGAUCAGUACUCCAACCGCGCCAGCAGCCUGACGCCCUCGUCGGUCUCGUUUCUCGAGAAAACGGGAGCGUGGGACCACGUGGACCAGUCUCGCGUGCAAGCCUAUGACGAGAUGCAAGUGUGGGAUGCCGCCAACGACGCGGCGAUUCAAUUCGACUGGCACGCCGAGACGAGCAAGUAUAACGCGCCGCCGAGGACCGUAGCGACCAUGACCGAGAACGCCAACCUGACGAGGGCUCUUCUGGAGAGAAUCGCCCAGCUCGGGGCGGAAUCGUCGCUUUUCUCCAAUACUAGCGUUUCAACCAUUGUGAACGGCGAAGAUGACCCGGAGGGUCUCAAUUUGUCCACAUGGCCGGUCUUGCGGCUUGAAUCAAAACAACCACCAUCCCAUUCCUCGUCACCGUCUUAUCCGUCAAGCAUAGCAGCCCGCCUGCUCGUGGGCGCCGACGGCUUCAACUCGCCCGUGCGCGCCUUCGCGGGCAUCGCCUCUCACGGCUGGGACUACAACCGGCACGGCGUGGUCGCCACGCUCACCGUGCAACCCACCCCCGACAACACCUCCCAAACUGACGACUUCGACCUCUUCGCAGAAGAGCCCCUCUCCAACCGCGCAACCGCGUACCAACGCUUCCUGCCCGAGCUAGGCGGGCCCAUCGCCGUAUUGCCACUGCCAAACAACCACGCCUCUCUCGUAUGGUCGACCACGCCUGCGAACGCAGCAUACCUAAAAACCCUACCUCCCUCAGCGCAGAUAGCGAUGAUCAACGCGGCCUUGCGCCUCUCACAAACAGACAUCAAAUACCUGUUCACACUCCCUCCCUCUUCCCCCGACCAACACUCGGACGAACUGCAUUGGCGUCUCCAGCACACUCCAUCCCCCCAAACCUCCCGCCCGGUCCCAAUCAUCACCGGGGUCCAAGACAAAACACUCGCCUCCUUCCCCUUGCGCUUCCGCCACUCUACCUCCCUGAUUGGUCCCCGAGUCGCUCUGAUCGGCGACGCCGCACACACCAUCCACCCCCUCGCGGGACAGGGUCUGAACCUGGGCCUCGCGGACGCGGCAUCUCUCGCAGACACGGUCGCCUACGCCGUCCAGCACGGCAUGGACGUUGGCGAUUCCGCGUUCGCGCUGGAGAGGUAUAAUGCCGACAGAUUUGGGAAGGGGUUGGUCAUGGCUGGCGGUGUUGAUGCAUUGAAUUGGUUGUAUCAGAUGGGUAGUGGCGGAGACGGCAUAUUGAGCAGUCUGGUUGGUGGGGUUAGAGGUUUGGGCAUGAAGGUUGUGGAUUCGGGGAUUGUGCCGGGGUUGAAGGGCUUGAUUAUGAGGCAGGCUUCUUAG
Molecule: messenger RNA, 1614 nt
Organism: Fonsecaea multimorphosa CBS 102226
Lineage: Eukaryota; Fungi; Ascomycota; Eurotiomycetes; Chaetothyriales; Herpotrichiellaceae
Exons: 2
Coding region: 1-1614 (537 amino acids)
Biological process (GO): ubiquinone biosynthetic process
Cellular component (GO): mitochondrion
Molecular function (GO): FAD binding; oxidoreductase activity, acting on paired donors, with incorporation or reduction of molecular oxygen, NAD(P)H as one donor, and incorporation of one atom of oxygen; 2-octaprenyl-6-methoxyphenol hydroxylase activity
Source: RefSeq, a predicted model, not a curated record